AUGUAUUCUAUUCUGCUAGAUGUCUGGCAUCAUGUCGAGUCCCUCAAGCCGGCUUUUAUUUCCAAAACGCCCCAUUUCAAUUUCAUUACUGUACAUUAUUUUUGGAUCAUAGGCAUGGCCCUCUUCGGUUCGAUAUGUCUCUACAUUCGCGGCGAAAUCAAAUAUAUCGAUGCCCUCUUCCUCGCGAGCGGUGCCUCGACGCAAUCUGGGUUGAACACUAUCAACAUCAAUCAACUUAAUACAUGGCAGCAAGUGGUUGUCUUCCUCAUUCCCAUGGCUACGAAUCCUAUUACCAUAAAUUCGUUCGUGGUGUUUCUCCGUUUAUAUUGGUUUGAGAAGAGGUUCCAACACAUAGCCAGGGAAGCGAGUAGGAAUCGCAGGAGUAUGGCGAAGUCGUUGAGUAAGGCGAGGACGGGGGAGAGGGAUCUGGAUGUGGAGGAGAGGGGCGUGGAUGGGAGGAAGAUUGUGGUUAUGCAUGAGAGUACGAGAGCCAAUGGGAUGACAGACGAGAGGGCGGUGGAGGGAAGUGUUGAGGAUCAGAUACGAGCCGAGAAAGAGAGGAUGCUGGAGCAGGAGAAAACGAGAAGUUCGAAUGAGAGUAGUAGUGAAGGAACGGGCAAGAAAGGGUUGAAUGGUGGAUCGGAAGAAGAGAAAGAGGAUGGACAGAGGCCACAGAUCAAGUUCGCGGACCAGGUCAAACCGAGUCAUGCCAGAGCUCCUUCGGGAGAUGAGAGGUUACCUGCACCGAGGAGGACCGAGGAGCAUAUCGCUAUCUUGGAAAGACAACGACAUGCGGAUGAUGGAGCUGUGUUGAGGAUUCCAGGACCCAGAGAUGCUGAUGCAGGUAUUGCUCCCCAGGCCGUGGACGACGCGGAUACAGUUCAUCAAACCAUCUCAAGGAGAGCCUCUACGUUUGAUUCGAGGCAGAGUCAGGACACAGCUCGCAAUCAAGAUGACCAGCAGGAGCGCCCUAGGAGAAACAUCACGAUUGCAGAACCUCAGCGUUCGCCUAUCCCUGUCACUGAACAUGUUGCCGAGGAUGCUACCGCUGCAAAGAACACUUUGUCGGCACUGAGGUUUCGGAAACCAAGAAUAUUCAAGAGUAAGCAUGAGAAGUUGCACGAGGAUCAUCAUGACUCUUCGCGAACCAGGACGAACACUUUGCAGACUAUCAGAUCUGCCCUAUCCCGGGACAAAGAAGAGACGAUGCCGUACCUGAGCUGGGAAGCCACGGUCGGACGAAACUCUAUGUUUGUGGACCUAACAGAAGAGCAGAGAGAAGAGUUGGGCGGCAUUGAGUACCGGUCAUUGAAAUCACUGGCUCUCAUCCUGACAUGUUAUUUCUGGGGAUUCUCUGUCUUCGGGAUGGUAUGUCUCACUCCAUGGAUAUAUACCACGAAGACCUAUGGCGUAAUUGUCGAGGGAGAUGGUCAAGGAAGAGGCUGGUGGGGUAUCUUCACAGCUAAUUCCGCUUUCACCGAUUUGGGAUAUACUCUCACGCCUGACAGCAUGAUCUCGUUUGGGACAGCCAUUUGGCCUCUGUUAUUGAUGUCAUUUCUGAUCAUCAUUGGCAAUACAGGAUUCCCAAUCAUGUUGCGAAUCAUCAUUUGGGUCACCUCAAAAUACGUGCCAAGAGAGAGUGGGAUCUGGGAGGAGCUGAAGUUUCUACUUGAUCAUCCCCGCCGAUGUUUUACUCUACUAUUCCCGGCAAAGGCUACCUGGUGGUUGUUCUGGAUUUUGGUGAUAUUGAACGGGCUGGACUUGAUUUUCUUUAUAAUCCUUGAUCUCGGCAAUUCAAUCGUCACUCAACUUCCAGUCAACAUUCGAGUCCUUGAUGGAUGGUUCCAAGCCGUUUCCACUCGCACUGCAGGAUUCGGCGUCGUCAAUCUUGCAGAGCUUCAUCCUGCCAUUCAAGUUUCAUACCUAAUCAUGAUGUAUAUAUCCGUCCUCCCGAUCGCUAUCUCCGUACGUCGAACCAAUGUGUACGAGGAAAAGUCGCUUGGCAUUUAUGGCAAUCAAGCAGAGGAGAACGAAGAUGAAGGAGAGCCAUCUUACGUUGGUGCCCAUUUGCGACGUCAAUUGUCCUUCGAUUUGUGGUACAUAUUUCUAGGCUUCUUUGUCAUCGCUAUUUCCGAAGGCACCAGAUUGCAAAGCGGCGAUCCAGCUUUCACUAUGUUCUCAGUCCUCUUCGAGGUCGUAUCUGCCUACGGAACCGUUGGACUAAGUCUAGGAUACACUAAUAUCGACGCCUCCUUCUCUGCCGAGUUUGGCGUCAUCGCGAAAUUGGUCAUAAUAGCCAUGCAAGUCCGUGGUCGACAUCGUGGUCUCCCUUAUGAGCUAGAUCGCGCUAUUCUCCUCCCUAGCGAACAUCUCCAAAGAAAAGAAGCAGAAACCGCAGCUGCGCAUGUCCGAAGACGAUCUUCGAUUGGUACAAUGGCUACAGCUGCACAAGUCAACUCUGGUGCGACAAAGACAAACAAGAGUGAGAGAAGCCGAUCAAGAGGAAGGAGUCCUCAACGUCAGGCCCAGAACUUCUUGAGCACGCUAUUACAUCCCGGACCUACGAUUCCAAACUCACAUCGCAAUAUUCACAAGGGUGAUCUGGCCUUUGAACGGACUCGCAGACACAGUAUCGCUGUCGCAAGCACUGUUAGAAAUGCGAGAAGUUUGAGUCCGAGAGCGUAUGGCACUAGUCUUAUGCUUGGAAGAGACGGUGGUGAUGGCGCUACGGAAAGAAGAGUGGAGGGAAGGAGACAGUUUUAUCAAGAUGGUCUUAACCCACCUCCGAAAGAGAGGACUGAUACGGUGACGUCGAGGGAUGUUGGGCCAAUGGGAGAAAUUGUUGAGUAA
Molecule: messenger RNA, 2850 nt
Organism: Mollisia scopiformis
Lineage: Eukaryota; Fungi; Ascomycota; Leotiomycetes; Helotiales; Mollisiaceae
Product: potassium transport protein TRK1/TRK2
Exons: 3
Coding region: 1-2850 (949 amino acids)
Biological process (GO): intracellular potassium ion homeostasis; potassium ion import across plasma membrane
Cellular component (GO): plasma membrane
Molecular function (GO): high-affinity potassium ion transmembrane transporter activity
Source: RefSeq, a predicted model, not a curated record